Molecule: messenger RNA, 384 nt
Organism: Suillus paluster
Lineage: Eukaryota; Fungi; Basidiomycota; Agaricomycetes; Boletales; Suillaceae
Exons: 2
Coding region: 1-384 (127 amino acids)
Source: RefSeq, a predicted model, not a curated record
AUGACAAACAGCAACAUUGAUAAAUAUUUAUGCACCCUCUUCCCUCAACUGUCUGAUUUUCUUGAGAACCACAAGAGCUCAAACUUGAAAAGCGAAGAUGGGUUUUACUGGUAUUUGAUUGUCAAAAGUGGCAAGAAUAUGGUUAAGAGCAGUCAGGAAGGACUUACAGGAAAUGAAGUUUUGAAGACUCACCAUCCUGCUGGUCAGAAGUGGACAGAUCAAUUCAUUUAUUUUGGCAUGAUCCUUGAAGUGGACCCAGAAUCUUUCAGCAAUUCUAUGAGCAAAGUUGAAUCUUUAGUACUAGAUGCUAGUGAGGACAUAGAUGGAAGCAAUGAUAUGGACAGUGAGGUACUGCCCCUAAAGGGAAAAGGUUUCACACCUUAA